Messenger RNA from Puntigrus tetrazona (Sumatra barb), 1963 nucleotides. It is a transcript of the gene rerg, whose product is annotated as RAS-like, estrogen-regulated, growth inhibitor. Gene Ontology annotation, molecular function: GTPase activity; GTP binding. The coding region runs from base 174 to 785 and encodes 203 amino acids. The record is from RefSeq and is a predicted model, not a curated record. The transcript has 5 exons. Lineage: Eukaryota; Metazoa; Chordata; Actinopteri; Cypriniformes; Cyprinidae.
CACACACGCACACGCACACACACACGCGCGCGCUCACAGCGAAUGUCUGCGCUCUCGCGCUCAUCCACAUCCUCGGAUCUGAUCGGACGCGAGUGUUUCUCACGGUGGAUGAUAAUGCUGUCGCUACGGUGACUCCAUCCGCUCUGUGAUUGGCUGCUUCUGCGCGCGUCGUCAUGGCGAAGAGUCCAGAGGUGAAGCUGGCCGUGUUUGGCCGAGCAGGAGUGGGAAAGUCAGCUCUGGUGGUUCGGUUCCUGACCAAACGCUUCAUCUGGGAGUACGACCCUACACUUGAGUCCACCUACCGGCAUCAGGCCAGCAUCGAUGACGAGACGGUCAGCAUGGAGAUCCUGGACACGGCCGGUCAGGAGGACGCGCUCCAGAAGGAGGGUCACAUGCGCUGGGGUGACGGGUUUAUCCUGGUGUAUGACAUCACGGACCGCGGGAGCUUCGAGGACGUGGCUCCUCUCAAGGGCCUCCUGGACGAGGUGAAGCGGCCCAAACACGUGCCGCUGGUUCUGCUGGGGAACAAGGCGGAUCUGGAGCACGCCCGGCAGGUGGCCACGGAGGAGGGCGAGCGGCUGGCGGCCGACAUGGCCUGUGCGUUCUACGAGUGCUCGGCGUGCUCGGAUCAGGCGGGGACCGGCGGAGGCGUGGCGGAGGCCUUCCACGAGCUCUGCAGAGAGAUCCGGCGCCGGCGAGCCGUUCAGGGCAAGACCCGCCGCCGGAGCUCCACCACACACGUCAAACAGGCCAUCAACAAGAUGCUGACCAAGAUCAGCAGCUAGAGCUUCUCUGGAUCUGUACGUCAGAGAUCGGGAGGAGUGCGUUUCUUCACCAGAUCUGGAGAAGCGUGUCUCGGUAAUGGAAGUGAAUGGGUGCCGUCAGAAUGAGAGUCUGAUAAAAACAUCAGUCAACAUCUGGAGAAGAUCAAACUAAUCCACAUUUAAGAUUUUAACUCAAAUAGGAGUCUAACUAAAAAAAACGUAUUAUGGAUUUUAAUCAAAAGGUCUUAAUGCUGGAUGCUGCAUGAUUUAACAGAAGACCGCAGCGUCACACCUCAUCUAACGUUAACCCACGCAGCUGUACGUCAGUCCAAUAAACGCUUGUUAAUAUUGUGGAUAAUUGAUGUUAAUUAAGGGCCGCGUUUCUCCAGAGCUGAUGAAGAAGCACACUCAUCUUCAUCUCAGGCGGCUCAACAACGAGCACAUUUCCAUUUUUGGGGAAAGUAUUCCUUUAAAACGAGCGUCUGCCAGCAGGCCCAGAAAGAGAAACUCCUGGCAGAUAUUUGCGUAAUUUUGAUAGAUUUUUUUCAGGAAACAAGUCGCUUUGCUUCUGAAGAACAUUAUGCCCUGGAAAACAAGAAGUGUCCGUGUAUUAGUUCCUGCAGCUGAAGGAGGAUAUUCCGAGGCGUUAUCCCGCCGGAGAUCUGACUCUGACUUCAAACGAGGAUGGAAUGCGUCCUGAUGCUGAUCUCGUGUGUCACAGGCGCAGGAACCUGUUUGAACCUCGUGCAUAUGAAAAGAAAACAUCUGCCGGGUUGCUUUGGUCUCCUGGUUCGUCUGUAGUUGAUAUAAAACCCAAACAUCGGUGCGAGAACUAGCCGAGCCGUUAACCCUGCGGCUUCCAGCGGCGUGAUCAGAUCAUGAAACGGUUCAUUCUGUUCAUCUGCACGACUCAAUCAGCAGAACACCUAGCUAUCAGUCACUAGCGUAAUGUUGAUUUAUAAUAUCAGUGCUUGCUGUAAUUGAUGUUCAUGCAUAGAUGUUAAUGAAUACAGAAUGAAAUGUUCAAACGCAUGUCUUUAUAUUUACUUCGGUCACCUGAAACUAAAAAAUAUCUACAAAAAUCUUAUUUUUAUUUUAGCUAGUAGUUUGAGAUAACAAGGUAAAUACUUCAGGUGCUGAAAAAGGUGAAUGAACUAAUCAAUCAGAAAUAAUAAAAACUACACGUCCGUAUAAAAAAA